Molecule: messenger RNA, 127 nt
Organism: Funneliformis caledonium
Lineage: Eukaryota; Fungi; Glomeromycota; Glomeromycetes; Glomerales; Glomeraceae
Source: the annotation of a GenBank genome assembly
AGAUGAGUCUGGUAAGAAGACAUUUCACAAAUCCUUUGACGAAAAAGGACCUAAAUUACUAUUGGCAGCGUUAAAAAUACGAGAGAUUCUUGGAGGAUCAAUCCGUAUUAUUGGACUUCUUUGGUAA